Harpegnathos saltator (Jerdon's jumping ant) is the source of this 2531-nucleotide messenger RNA. Its product is annotated as sodium-independent sulfate anion transporter. Bases 272 to 1990 code for a protein of 572 amino acids. The transcript is spliced from 9 exons. Gene Ontology annotation, molecular function: secondary active sulfate transmembrane transporter activity. The record is from RefSeq and is a predicted model, not a curated record. Gene Ontology annotation, cellular component: membrane. NCBI's taxonomy places the organism in Eukaryota, Metazoa, Arthropoda, Insecta, Hymenoptera, Formicidae. Gene Ontology annotation, biological process: sulfate transmembrane transport.
UAUUACACCGCGUGAGUCCACGUAUGCGUCAGUGCUCGAUGUGACAUUGAAUAGGGGAGCUAGCUUUAGAGAAAGGCAAAGAGAGAGAGAGAGAGAGAGAGAGAGAGAGAGAGAGAAGCGAUUUCGCGGAUUACUUCGUCGAGACAGAUAGUCGGCGUCGCGCACUUUUCCUUCUGCCGUCCGUCGCAUAUCCGUCUUUGCAGCAAUUUCACGAGCGGGUGUCGUUCGAUUCGGGUGACGCGUUGGAAGAAAACUAGAGCGUGUCGGCAGCAUGACACUGUGGCCGAACGUCGCAUUCCCCCGAAGUUGCGACCUCAAGGGGGUUCUCCUACGGAGGAUACCUAUCCUGGGAUGGCUGCCUCUGUACAGUUGGAGCAAACUUCUGCAGGACACUUUGGCGGGGUUGACAGUGGGUCUGACCGCGAUACCGCAGGGUAUAGCGUAUGCAAUAGUGGCUGGACUUCCGGCUCAGUACGGCCUGUACAGCAGUUUCAUGGGGUGCUUCGUUUAUCUGAUCUUCGGGAGUAGCAAGGAUGUCACGGUGGGUCCUACCGCAAUAAUGGCUUUAUUGUCGCAACAGCACGUUAUGAGGCUGGGUGAAGAUUUCGCCGUACUUAUGUGCUUCUUAUCGGGUGUCUUGAUAACGGCAAUGGGAGUACUUCAUUUGGGAUUUCUCGUGGAUUUCAUUAGCAUGCCCGUAAUAUGCGGUUUCAGUAAUGCCGCGGCGGUUAUUAUCGCUACUUCCCAAUUGGGUACUUUGUUAGGCAUAAAAGGGCGUAGCGAUUCCUUCAUCGACGCUAUCUCGCAAGUUGUCAAGAAUAUAAAUGAAACGAAACCUUGGGAUACGUUGUUAGGGGUGUGCUCGAUGGUGGUGCUGGUUCUUCUCAAGAAGCUGCCCGGCAAGAAGUUGGGAACCCCUCUAGAGAAAUUUAUGUGGCUGGUUUCCCUAGCCAGAAACGCCAUAGUCGUGAUGGUAGGAAUUCUCAUAGCAUACAUGCUAUUCUCUCACGACAUCAAGCCUUUCCAAAUUACGGGCAACAUAACCGAGGGUUUGCCGCCGUUCUCAUUGCCCCCGUUUUCCAUCGUAAGCGGAAACCAUACGUACAGCUUCUUGGAGUUGGUCAACGAACUCGGCAGCAGUGUCAUUUCGGUACCUCUCAUCGCCAUCUUAGAAAGCAUCGCGAUCGCGAAGGCAUUCGCAAAGGGAAAGACACUCGACGCCAACCAGGAGAUGUUGGCGCUGGGCCUUUGCAAUCUUUUCGGCAGUUUCGUCAAGUCAAUGCCUAUCACCGGAAGUUUCACCCGGACGGCAGUUAACAACGCCUCCGGUGUCAAAACGCCCAUGAGCGGCCUGAUUACUGGCGGUUUGGUGCUUUUGGCAUGCGGCUUAUUGACGUCCACCUUCACGUACAUUCCCAAAGCCACAUUAGCGGCUGUCAUCAUAAUCGCCAUGUACUAUAUGUUCGAAGUGAACAUCUUCGUCGUUCUUUGGAGAACGAAAAAAAUCGAUCUGGUGCCGUUGACGGUGACGUUAUUAUGUUGCUUGGCGGUCGGUUUGGAGUACGGUAUGAUCGCCGGGAUUGCGGUAAAUCUAAUUCUCUUACUCUAUUUCGCGGCUCGGCCUGGUCUAUUGAUCGAGGAGCGGAUCGUCGAUGGUUUGACCGUGCUCUUCGUAUCGCCCAAGCAAUCCCUGAGCUACCCGGCCGCGGAGUACCUUCGAGAGCGAGUAAUGUCGUGGUGCGACAAGAGGCCAGGAAACUUACCGGUAGUUGUGGAGGGCCGUCACGUGCUGAGGAUUGAUGCUACAGUAGCGAAGAACCUUACGCUGCUGCUGACGGAUCUGGCGGCCAGAGAUCAGAAGCUCGUCUUUUGGAACUGGUGCGAAGACGCCAGGCGGACUUUGAUACGUUACGAACCGUCCCUCGCGACAUACUGCAGGUCGUCUGGCAGCAUGGCGCAGAUAUUCUCAGGCGAUAUCGUGAUACGCUGAUCAAUCCGACGGAGUUAUAAUGCCACGACGUACGCGCGUCCCCACCAUGUUUUGUAGAAUAAAUUACUUAGAUGUCAGUUAUUCGACUUUUUUAAUCGCUACGGUAAUGUAUGUAUGACCCAACGUUAAUACGUAAUGACAUUAAACGUGUGUUCUACGUGUUAAACGUAACAUCCUAAAACGAUGUCGUAAGCCAUCAUCUUAUUUUCCACGUAUUCACAACGACCCUCUCGUGCACUCGAUAGCCAAGUUUAUGCACGCGCGAGCUCGCGCGAGCGAUAAUGUGUUCGACCAGGAAAUAUGUAAAUUAUUGACAAUAUUAUUUUUAUCGUCGGAAAAGGGACGAGGAAGACGGGUCGCAUCAACCGCGGCGGGUUAUUGCCCUUUAUUUUUAUCACGUCUCUUUGUAGGACGAGCUAUCUCUUUCUAGGGCAAUCGAGGCUACACGAGGAGAUGAUCAAUGUGAAAUUUCAAAGAAGAACUCCGCCGACGCGACUGGUAUUUUAAUCUACCGAAAAGCACCAGAGAUUCCCCCCUCUCU